CACUAUCUAUAUAACCCACUGAUAAUACUCUCUCCUUUCACGCAUUCUAUCUCUCACUUUUGGUUUCGUUUUUCUUUGGAUUCUACGCCGUUUCGUUCUUUCUUAAGUUUUGGUAGCCGUUGCUUGCUCUGUGACAGCGAUAUGACUACUACUCUCGGCUCAGGGGAAAACAAGACGAUCCUUUCUCCUCCCAUGGCUAAUAUAUUGAGCACGGCCUUGCCCUCGAGUUCUUCCCCAUUGUUGAUCCCAAAGGUCUCGCCUUUGAAGAGAAGGAGACCUCCCCACUUAGAUAUCCCUGACCUGAAACCUGUUCGAACUGAUUUCUCUAUAUUCAGAGACAGAUUCAGAGACUACGCUCAGGAGAACGACGCCGCAUGCUUCGGUGGUAACGGUUUUGGCGUUGUCUCGAGAAAGGGGAAGAAGAAGUUUAUGGAAGAUGGUCACAGAGUUGUUCCUUGUUUGGUUGGUAGCUCAAAAAAGGGUUUCUUUGGAGUUUAUGAUGGUCAUGGAGGUGGCAAAGCUGCGGAAUUUGUGGCUGAGAAUUUGCACAAGAAUGUUCUUGAGAUGAUGAAGAAUUGUAAGGACAAGGAGGAGAAAGUAGAAGCCUUUAAAGCUGCUUAUUUAAGGACCGAUCGUGAUUUCUUAGAACAGGGUGUUGUGAGUGGUGCCUGCUGUGUUACAGCUUUGAUACAAGAUCAAGAGAUGAUUGUCUCGAAUUUAGGAGAUUGUAGAGCUGUUUUGUGCAGAGGAGGCGUUGCUGAGGCUCUUACAACUGAUCACAAAGCAGGAAGGGAUGACGAAAAGGAAAGAAUUGAGAGUCAGGGAGGUUAUGUUGAUAUUCAUCGAGGGUCUUGGCGAGUUCAUGGGAUACUCGCGGUUUCCAGAAGCAUUGGAGAUGCACACUUAAAGAAGUGGGUGAUUGCUGAACCUGAUACAAGAAUACUUGAAUUGGAACAAGAUAUGGAGUUCCUUGUCUUAGCUUCUGAUGGACUUUGGGAUGUGGUGAGUAACCAAGAGGCGAUUGACACCGUGUUGCAAGUUCUAGCUCAGAGAAAGACGCCUGGAGAAAGUGAGGAGGAGAACUUGGUCCAGGGCCGUGUCAAUGUGAGCCCAUCUUCAAAAUUUCGUCGUGUUGCUCUGGUUAAGUCAUCAGUUCAAUCCCCCAGAUGUGCAAAAGCCAUAAGUUACUGCUGCAACUCUGAUAAUGAAUCACCCUCACCCCACAGUGAAAUCGGGAGUCUACCUUCCAAGUCACAAAAGAUCACACCGUUGAAUCGAAUAAAGAUGAAGUCCGAGUUUUCUUGGGCCAAGGCGGCUUGCAAAGAACUCGCAAGCCUGGCAGUGAGUAGAGGUAGUAUGGAUGAUAUUACAGUGGUGAUUAUCGAUCUCAACCACUACAAAUACUGAAAACUCUGACUAACUUUCUUUACAUAUAUGCUUGUAUUCUAGUGCUCCUUUGGAUACUUUGAUGGUUAUGUAGAUGCAUGUUGAUAAUGAUGAACC
Molecule: messenger RNA, 1503 nt
Organism: Capsella rubella
Lineage: Eukaryota; Viridiplantae; Streptophyta; Magnoliopsida; Brassicales; Brassicaceae
Product: probable protein phosphatase 2C 14
Exons: 5
Coding region: 142-1407 (421 amino acids)
Biological process (GO): protein dephosphorylation
Cellular component (GO): nucleus; cytosol
Molecular function (GO): cation binding; protein serine/threonine phosphatase activity
Source: RefSeq, a predicted model, not a curated record